ACAUGUUUUGCCUAAUAUUAAAAAGAAAAACCCAACUAUGUAAAACUCAGCAGCACCGGUCAAUUCAAUGCGUCGACCACGGUCCGCUUAAAACCUGCUCUAAAAGUCGCUGACGCAAAAACACCAGGCCGCAGUCUGGAUGCUGUGAUCCACUUCCUGUAUCCCUGAUCUUAAUCGACUAAUCCAAUCCAAUCAUGGCAACAUCAGCACCAGCAGUUUCUCAGCUCUCGUGCAAAUCUUCAUUCAGCCGCAAAUUGCACCUCCAUCGUCGACCCAUUCUCUGCCCAUUUCCAUCUCCUACUCGCUCCAAGCUAUCGCUCCUUAUGAGUCUUGAAGGAGCAAGAGGUACAGAUACUUCUAAUACUAGGCUUAGUUAUACGGCUGAUGAAUCGAAACCAUACGUGGAAGAGCCAGCAAAGCUCUAUCCUACUGCAGAGAAACAUAACCAGGAAGAAGAGGAAAUUAGUAAUCAAGUUAAGGCGUAUGGCAAAGCGAAAAUCCAUGAUUUCUGUUUUGGGAUUCCUUAUGGUGGUCUUGUUGUUAGUGGGGGUCUCCUUGGUUUCAUAUUUUCUAGAAAUCCUACAACCCUGAGCACUGGUGUUCUAUUUGGAGGUGGCUUGCUAGCCCUUAGUGUCUUUAGCUUAAAGAUCUGGAGGCAAGGAAAGUCCAGUGUGCCAUUUGUACUAGGACAAGCUGUACUCUCAGCAGCCCUUUCUUGGAAGAACUUUCAGGCAUAUUCAUUGACAAAGAAGUUAAUACCAACUGGAUUUUAUGCUGUCAUCAGUGCUGCAAUGCUGUGCUUCUAUUCAUAUGUGGUGAUCUCUGGAGGAAACCCACCACCUAAAAAGUUGCAGCCUUCAACUGUUAUAUCAUGAUAAGAAUUCAAAAAGAUGAAAUUGUUCCUAUUGGAGUUCCUUUGACCAAAAGCUAUAAAGCUGAAUCUCUUGCAUCUCCUAUUAUUUAUACUUGCAUUUUAGCGCAUAGAAGACGCCAGUUCAUGCUUCUCCAUAUUUCAAGGACAAUUCACUUCUGCAUGAAAAGACAAGAUAUUAAAGCCCAUUCUGUGAAUCUGCAUGCUUGAGCCUUUAUAUUGAGUUGCUCUUCUACAGGGUUUUCUUAGGAAUCUAAGAGAAGGUUGAUGCCAUUGUGGUCAAGAUUCUAUUCAUAAUGUUGCUUUAAAUUUUUUACUGUUGCCAAAUAAUAGAAAAUGAUUAUAUAAAA
Messenger RNA from Jatropha curcas, 1221 nucleotides. Its product is annotated as Transmembrane proteins 14C. Gene Ontology annotation, cellular component: chloroplast inner membrane. Gene Ontology annotation, biological process: fatty acid transport. Gene Ontology annotation, molecular function: fatty acid transmembrane transporter activity. NCBI's taxonomy places the organism in Eukaryota, Viridiplantae, Streptophyta, Magnoliopsida, Malpighiales, Euphorbiaceae. The record is from RefSeq and is a predicted model, not a curated record.